This is a messenger RNA of Nicrophorus vespilloides, 1765 nucleotides long. RefSeq names its product histidine--tRNA ligase, cytoplasmic. Gene Ontology annotation, biological process: mitochondrial translation; histidyl-tRNA aminoacylation. The transcript is spliced from 6 exons. The record is from RefSeq and is a predicted model, not a curated record. Gene Ontology annotation, molecular function: histidine-tRNA ligase activity; ATP binding. Gene Ontology annotation, cellular component: cytoplasm; mitochondrion. NCBI's taxonomy places the organism in Eukaryota, Metazoa, Arthropoda, Insecta, Coleoptera, Silphidae. The coding region runs from base 197 to 1738 and encodes 513 amino acids.
AAAAGAGUGAAAGUCUAGGAUAGUGUGGGAAAGUCCUUGUCGAUUUUCGAUAGGAUUGAAUCAAUCUUAGUAGUCGUAUACGUAGUAUGUUCUGUUGUUGCGUUUAAGCGAGUAGUUGGUUGCAAACAUUCUUAAUACAUGUCUGUUUCUCCUCCAUAAAUAAAAUUUUAUUUUCCUUUUUAUUAAAUCUAACAGAAUGUCCAACAAAGAAGAAAUUGAAAAGUUGAUCAAAGAACAGGGUGAUUUAGUACGAAAACUGAAAGCAGCCAAAGAGAGCAAAGAAAAGGUUGCAGAGGAAGUUGCUAAGCUUUUGCAAUUAAAAGCGCAAUUAAAUGGAGGCGAGGAAUCACAAAAUGCCAACCAGAAGUUUACUCUCAAAACCCCAAAGGGAACCAGGGACUACUCCCCAGAACAGAUGGCAAUUAGAUCCUCUGUUUUAGAUAAGAUUAUUAGCGUGUUCAAGCGUCAUGGAGCUGUAACAAUUGAUACACCAAUCUUUGAGUUGAAGGAAGUUUUAACUGGAAAAUACGGUGAAGAUUCCAAAUUGAUUUAUGAUUUGAAGGAUCAGGGCGGUGAAAUCCUUUCGCUUCGCUAUGACCUUACAGUUCCUUUUGCCAGAUUUCUGGCAAUGAAUAAGAUUAGUAACAUUAAAAGAUACCAUAUUGCCAAAGUAUAUCGCAGAGAUAAUCCUUCUAUAUCCAGAGGACGUUACCGAGAAUUUUAUCAAUGCGAUUUUGAUAUAGCCGGUGUUUACGAUGAAAUGAUCCCUGACGCGGAAUGUGUAAGAGUUGUUUAUGAAAUUUUGAGCACUCUUAACUUGGGCUCUUUUGUUAUUAAAUUGAACCAUAGGAAAUUGUUGGAUGGUAUGUUUGAAGCAUGCGGUGUUCCUGCUGAAAGCUUCAGGUCGAUUUGUUCUGCUGUUGAUAAACUAGACAAGUCUCCUUGGGAAGAAGUACGUAAAGAAAUGGUGGAUGAAAAAGGUUUAAGUGGAGAAGUAGCCGAUAAAAUUGGCGAAUACGUAAGGUUGAACGGUAAAAUUGAAUUGGUCGAGAAAUUACUCCAGGAUGAGCAUUUAAUUAAAAGCAAAUCGGCCGUCGAAGGUUUGGAAGCCAUGAAGACUGUUCUUAAAUAUUGCGAAAUCUACGGAACAAGCGAUAUGAUUUCCUUUGAUUUAAGCUUGGCUCGUGGUUUGGAUUAUUAUACUGGCAUUAUUUACGAGGCCGUUUUGUUAGGUGAAUCUGGAAAGGGAGAUGAUGUAGCCGUGGGAUCAGUGGCGGGUGGAGGUCGCUACGAUAAUUUGGUUGGAAUGUUUGAUCCGAAAAAUAAACAAGUUCCGUGCGUCGGAGUCUCCAUUGGAGUAGAGAGAAUAUUUGCUGUUCUGGAGAGUAAAUUGUCGGCAAAUAAAUCUAAACUACGCACCACCGAAGUUCAAGUUUACGUUGCAUCUGCACAGAAAAACUUGUUCGAGCAACGAAUGUUGCUUUGCAAAGAAUUAUGGGACCAGGGCUUCAAAGUUGAACAUUCCUAUAAGAAGAAUCCUAAGCUGCUGGCUCAGUUGCAGUAUUGCGAGGAACAAUUGAUUCCUUUGGUUAUCAUUUUGGGUGAAUCAGAAAUUCAGAAGGGAGUGGUCAAAUUGAGGAAUGUCAACAAUAGGGAGGAGGUGGAAGUGGCACGCAACGAGCUGGGCAUUGAAUUGCACAAACGUCUCGAAAAUUAUAAGGCCAAUGAAGCUCUAUAAUUUCAUUUUGCUUUUUUAUCAUGAUAA